AUGGCAGGAGACCUUUCACUACAGCUACUUCAAGAAAUGCAGCGUCAAAUGCAAGAAAUGAGGGCCGAAAUAGCUGCGAUGCGGGCUGAACGAGUUCAGAACAGGUUACCUACUCAUUCCGUUCAGUUAGAAACGGUGAAUAUUGAAAGUGAGGAGAGUGGUCAUCAGGCCACUAGGAGAGAGGGGGAUGGAAAUGAAAACGAACAGAACAGGCAUGGAGGUGGGGAGAAUGGUCCGAACGUAGGUCAAAGGAACGGUGUGGCGGAUGAAAAUAGUGGAGCCAAUUUCAAUGGCCGCAACGAUGGUCAUCGAAAUGUGUCCGGCGAACGGGUUCCAACUAUUGCCGAUCGGGAAAUUGAGGUGCCUGAUCAAGCAGAAGGCCUGCAUCCAUUCACAGCACGUGUAAUGCGAACGGGCAUGCCAGAAAACAAGGUGUUGCCUAUAAUGGAACGGUAUGGGGGUUCAACGGAUCCUAUUAAACACCUCAGAUCCUUCAUUGACGCCAUGGCAGUGUAUUCUUCGGAUGAAACGGUAUGGUGCAGAGUCUUUUCUUUAUCAUUGAAAGGAGAGGCUCUAGAUUGGUUUCACUCGUUGGCACCCCGAACGAUAGAUUCUUUUGCCACUCUUAGAAGGCUAUUCAACCAACAAUAUAUAUCAAAUAAAACACCUGGGAUGACGUACACGGCCUUGAUGAGAAUUAGGCAAGGAAGAGAGGAGACGCUCAAAGGAUUCAUGGAAAGGUUUAAUCGAACGGCCCGACAGGUACGGAAUGUUGAUCAAAGAUUGAUAGUCAGCGCCUUAACUACCGCUUUAAGGCCCAGACCGUUUGUGGAUUACCUAUACGCAGAAGAACCGCAAAGCAUGGCCGACUUGCAGCACAAAUUAGCAAGUUUUAUUCGAAUCGAAGAAGGAAGAGCUCAUUAUAAAGGCCAUGACAAUGAACCGAGAGAACAAAUGAGGAAAGACGGAACGAGUAGGGGGAUGCAAAGAAGAGAUGAACGACCGGUCGGGCUUAGAAGGGUAGAUCCACCAAGGAUAUUGCAGAAUGUGCAUCACACACCUCUCAAUGCUCCUCGUGCCAGAGUGAUGGAAGAGGCUUUGAGAGCUUAUUUGUUAAAAGUGGCCGGACAUUUACAAAAAUUCGUGCAACGCCGUCAGACGUUGAUACCGAUCACCACAACUCACCAAAAGACCAAAAGUAGACACGAUCGGAGUAGAAGUAGAAGCCGGAGUAGGGAAAGAGUGACAAGGGGCGUCAUAAACACCAUUUCUGGUGGGUUCGCAGGAGGGGGCCCAUCGAUAUCUGCCCGUAAGAGACAUUUACGAAGUUUAUAUCAUGUAAACCAAGUAGGAGCCGAACGGAGAUCUAUGCCUGUGAUCUCCUUUUCAAAUGAAGACUUUAAUGCCUCAGACCCCGAUCAGGAUGACCCGAUGGUGAUAGUUGCUAUGAUCGCUCGAUAUCAAGUGGGAAAGGUGUUAAUUGACCAAGGGAGCUCAGCCAAUAUCUUAUAUUGGAAAACAUUCGAACAAAUGGAUAUACCGGAAGGGGCCAUUCAACCUUUUCAUGAGCAAAUUGUAGGCUUUGCAGGAGAACGGGUAGAUACCAGGGGGUAUGUAGAACUCAAAGUCAGCCUGGGACUAGAAAAAGAUGCAAAGGAGCUUCAAGUUCGUUUCUUAUUGGUAGAGGCAGAUACAUCAUACAAUGCACUUUUAGGACGACCUUGCUUGAAUGCAUUUGGUGCGAUUGUAUCAACGCCACAUUUGGUAUUGAAAUAUCCGGAUGAUCGGGGAAAGGUGUGUACCGUCCGUGCUAAUCAAAAGAUGGCAAGGGAAUGUUACGCGGCUGGGCUCAAAGUAAGACAACGACUUCACACGAAAUCGGAAGAUCGAUCGGUGAUAGUGGUGGCUGAUUUAGACCCAAGGUUAAACACGGAUGACCGGUUGGAGCCUAUUGGUGAAACCCAACCGAUCAGCCUAGGAAACGAACCGGACAGGCACACAUCGAUUGGGAAGAGCUUGAGUGAAGACCAGGCGAAGGCAGUGGGCAGAAUAUUGUUCGAGAAUAAGGAUCUAUUUGCAUGGGUACCAUCUGAUAUGCCGGGAAUACACCCUGAUAUUAUUUCUCAUAAGCUGUCAAUAUUUCGUGAUGCUCGACCGGUCGCACAAAAGAAAAGAAGAUUAGGACCAGAAAAGAGACAGGCAGUAGACGAAGAGGUACGAAAGUUGUUAGAUGCGGGAUUCAUUCGUGAAGUGAAAUAUACUACCUAG
Molecule: messenger RNA, 2268 nt
Organism: Vigna radiata var. radiata (mung bean)
Lineage: Eukaryota; Viridiplantae; Streptophyta; Magnoliopsida; Fabales; Fabaceae
Exons: 3
Coding region: 1-2268 (755 amino acids)
Source: RefSeq, a predicted model, not a curated record